Messenger RNA from Phytophthora nicotianae INRA-310, 675 nucleotides. RefSeq lists its product as hypothetical. Lineage: Eukaryota; Oomycota; Peronosporomycetes; Peronosporales; Peronosporaceae. The record is from RefSeq and is a predicted model, not a curated record. The transcript has a single exon. Gene Ontology annotation, molecular function: Hsp70 protein binding; Hsp90 protein binding. The coding region runs from base 1 to 675 and encodes 224 amino acids.
AUGGCGUCUCGAGGCCGCGCAGGUGACAGCCAAGUUAUCUCCUUUGACACCAAUGAGGGCGGUAGGUCUACUUCGAGCGCGGGGUCUUCCCGCCCCAGCACUUCAGGAGGAAGGUCCAAGAAGCCCAAGCUCAGUGAGUUCCGUCAGUAUCUCGAGAAGGAAGAUCUGCCCCUCUUAAUCGAGACUCGUCAUGGAGUGCGUCGCGUAACGUGGAUAGCAAACUUGGAGCAGCUCGACUUCGCGCACUUCCUCCCGAUCUGCCUUAGUGGCCUACAAGAGACACUGGAGCCGUAUCCGUCGUUUGCGUUCGAUGCUGCAAUGGGGCUACUGGAGAGCGGUCGACGCGACACUCGAGUGUUGAAGGCAUUGCCCCAGGUGGUCCAGCAGCUCAAGAGCGCUCUAAGCACCCGCGAGAAGGUUGUGGUGCACCGUGUCCUACUGAUUCUACAGCAGUUGGCAGUGUGUGAGGGUGUCGGAUCUGCGUUGGCGGAUUACUAUCGAUCGCUACUGCCAUUGUGCAACAUCCUGCAAGACAAACACCUCGGCACUGGCGAUAGUGCCACAAAGGAGCUCGUGACUGAAGCACUGGAGACGAUGGAGGCCUACGGCAGGGACGACGCCCACUUGAUGAUCCAGCAGUACGUUCCAGCUUUCCAGAGCUGCUGUGGCGCCUAA